Molecule: messenger RNA, 2250 nt
Organism: Corticium candelabrum
Lineage: Eukaryota; Metazoa; Porifera; Homoscleromorpha; Homosclerophorida; Plakinidae
Product: transmembrane protein 33-like
Exons: 4
Coding region: 1639-2073 (144 amino acids)
Biological process (GO): endoplasmic reticulum tubular network organization; membrane organization
Cellular component (GO): endoplasmic reticulum; membrane
Source: RefSeq, a predicted model, not a curated record
GAGCAGUGGAGACAAUGGUAAAUCCUGAAGGUCGAAAUAGGGAGAUAUAAUUUUUGUAGCAAGAAACAGACACGUUCCGCCAUGAUAUGUGGAGUCUUGUUGAAACCCUGCCUUGUUUUGACAAAGAGAGGUGGUAUGCGUUUUAUCGCUAAUUCCAUUAGCUAGCAUGUCGUAUCCAUUGGCUCAGCAGUAAUGUGUGUGUCGGUUGCAUGCCAUUGUGGGAAUACUGCGCUGUAUGCUUGCUCUGCACUGAAUUCUAGAAGGCCGUACAAAAUGGCGGCAUACCCAACUAAACACCAUAAUUGAUAUCAACAUGAUGUCCUAGACUAAAAAUUUUGGAAACUUGUCAAAUGACAACAGCUAGUUGGACCGAUUUUUGAGCCCUGUAAACUUAUAGGGCUGAACUGACUUCCGGUCUGGGGACUAUGUGGCUUGCUGGCUGGCUGGCUAACUAUGGGCACAUUUGUACAGUUCUGGAACUAGAAUCAAUGGGGAUGAACAAAUAACGUUUGUUUGAUUUGCUAAAAUUCUAGUUCUGGAUCCGCUGGAACGAUUCCAACAGUUUGAACUGUAAACCUGGAACUGUUGCAGUGGCCACGCCCUAUUAUUGUCUGAUUACUCAGAUGUUUCCGUGAGAACUUACACCUGACACUACCACCGACCUGUUCCUGACUUCAAGUGAGAUUCUAAGUCAGGAUUGGAGAUCAUCAGGAGUUUCUAGCAUCCCAAUUGAGCAGUCGACAUCCCCAGAAUCUAGCAAAGACGUUACUUGAAGUAGCCCUGUGGCGUCAGAUGGUCUGGACAAGACAAAAACUUUCAACUGGACCAGAGACUGAACUGAAGUGCUGCAACGAUAGCCACUUUGUCAACGGUUGCUGCCAUUACGUUGAGUCUGCGCGUGCUCAUGCAUAGCACAAUUCUGAAAGCAGAAUUAGCAUUCAAUUUAGCCUCUAGUUUUGUCAGUUCUAAUAGUUUUAAGACUCAUCGAACACGCUCUAUGUCUGUCACACUGCAGGAAUAUGCCAUGCCUCCUUUGUGUGGUCCAAUCACGAAGCAUUAAUGGACAAACAGUCAAUCCUCCGCCCAAAACUUUCAUGAGAGAGUUUCGUACCAGAACAGUGUAAUUCAUGUUUGCGAUUGCUAGGUCUAGUCGCAAAUAAACAACAGAACUUAUCUGUUUACAACUGCUGACUCGGAAUUGAUUGCUUUCUUGGUUUUACGAUAUUUGUAUGGGAAUCUAACAUUACAUAACCAUGAGCGAUUUAUGUCCCGUAUACAUGACUCUACUUCAACGACUACAGGCUAUAUACGGACUUUGCGGUCAUGCCAAACGACAGUCGCUAUGUACAAUUUUAAAUAAAUUUUACAGGUAGCAUGUCUAAAAAGAAGUUAGAGUGUUUAGUCGUAAAUUCUUUGCGACAAUUAAUCCUAGUGUACAUGGUGCUCAGGACUUUGAAGGCUCAUAGCUGUGGAAGCAAGGGUGUAAACACAGCUUCAAUUACUAGUAACUAAUUAAUAGUUAAGUUGUUGUGUUUAAGGUUGGUUCUAUGCUUUGUCAUUAUUUUAAAGUUUCUGUUUGUUGUCAGCCUAGCGUACACUGUUCAGUAGGUGUGAUGUCUGUGAUUUGGUUUUCUAGUGAUGCUUAUCCCAGUAUCAUUAUUCUCAGUCUUGCACGUUACUAAUUUCCUCAAGAGUGUAUGUCAACAUUUCCCACCUUCAAUUGCAGAUCGUGUGAACAAAAUAUCACAGAUUUUGGAUGCAAACUCCGUACAAAUUUACAGAAUCAUUGCAUUUGCAGAAGUUGUCACCUUCCCUGUCAUUCUGGUUUCUGUUUUCAUUGGGAUUGAACCUCUUCUCAUUCCAAUAAUGCAUUACCAGUUUCUUGUUUUAAGAUAUCGAUCAAGGAGAUUUCCAUACACAAGGUUUAUGUUUGCUGAGUUACGAGUUUUCAUUGAACAAAUUGCUGCUCGGCCAACUUGUCCAUCUUUCAUAAGACAGUUUCUAACUGGUUUUAUAAAGUUGGUUAGCCGACUGGCCCCAGCAGCUGAAUACAGCAUGCCAGAAAGGCCAUAGGGUAAGGAUAGACAAACUAAUAACAAGUGAGAUUCGCUGUCAGUUUCGUUUAUGAUAUAUGUUAGUAGAGGCAAGUAACAAUGUUAGCUGUGUACUUACAGUAUGUUCAACACAGUUUCCAACACUAUAUUUGUUGAUGUAUCAAUCUGCAGAAAUGAAUGAUGUACUUAUAUUGUA